Molecule: messenger RNA, 5120 nt
Organism: Folsomia candida
Lineage: Eukaryota; Metazoa; Arthropoda; Collembola; Entomobryomorpha; Isotomidae
Gene: PAN2
Product: PAN2-PAN3 deadenylation complex catalytic subunit PAN2
Exons: 19
Coding region: 390-4292 (1300 amino acids)
Biological process (GO): nuclear-transcribed mRNA poly(A) tail shortening; mRNA processing
Cellular component (GO): P-body; PAN complex
Molecular function (GO): poly(A)-specific ribonuclease activity; nucleic acid binding; protein binding
Source: RefSeq, a predicted model, not a curated record
CGAACCAACACAACAACAACACAGCCGUCAAAGUCAAACCAAAACUGUAAAUUUUUCUGCCAACAAAACACUAGUUAACUUUUCGCAAUCAUUUUAAUCCAAUUUAAGUUAAAUAUGGCUGAAAAAGGGUAACAUUUUUGGUCGCGAAAAGAGUAUUUUUCUGUGCAGUUUUUUUAGAGAAAAUGUCGUUAAAAAUGUGAAGUUACUAUUAUUUAAUUAAUGAGGAACGACUUUGAGGAGGUGGUUAUCAUCAGUUAGUGCUUAUCUUCAAUAGUUCUACUCGAUUAUUGCGGUGUGGUGUGGUCGGUUAUCCUCAAAAGGAUGUUGUUUAAAUGUUAAUUAAUAAACUCCAAUUUUAAUAAUCAGCUUGUUGCAUAAAUUUCCGUAAAAUGUUGGGAAACAGUACAACAUUUUAUUACGGAGGGGAAGAGGAAAAUGGUCACGUCGGUGGUGGUGGGGACGAUAACGGAUACGGGUCCCAAUCUCUGGGCGAAUUUCAAAAGGUCGGCUCUGUCCUGGUUGACGGUGGAGAUCGAUUUGGCGUCAGUGCGGUCACUUUCGACAUGCAGGAGGAACUGAUUUGGAUGGGAAAUCGUGGCGGUCACGUUACGUCAUACUAUGGCGCAAAUAUGGAGAAAUACACAUCAUUCCAAGUCACAGCGAAUCAAGAAGUCCGACAAAUCUUGACAUUUGACGACCUCAUCCUCAUUUUGAGCGAGUCUCAGCUCCGUGGCCAGAUUAGGAGAGGGCUGCCCAUGUUUACGCAUCUAUCUGAAAAUCUUCUAAACAUGCAGUGCAUGUUGCAAACCUCGCUGACCACGGUGCUUAUGGGUGGACAUCAAGAAACCAUUGUGGAGUUCGACCUUUCUCAAAACAUGGAGACGAAAACGGUGCACAUUGGUGGGACAGGAUGCGCCAUCCUGCGCGGCCAAGGAGGUCACAACCGGAUCUGCGCAGGGUUAACUUCCGGCCAAGUUUAUUUCCUGGAUUCACGAACGUACAAAAAGGAACAAAGCAUCGAUGCUCAUUCUGGCAGUUUGUCUGACCUCGAUGUUCAUGGCAACCUACUCGUCACCUGUGGCUUCUCGUCACGACACAACACCUGCAGCGUGGACAGAUUUCUAAAAAUUUAUGACCUUCGCGUCCUCCGUUCCUUGGCUCCUAUUCAGGUUUCCAUCGACCCCAUCAUGCUCCGUUUCCUGCCUUCGUUCUCCUCCCGUAUCGCCGCCCUCAGUCCGUCGGGCCAGAUGGAAAUUUUGGAGACGCAGGCGCUCUCCACAGCAAACUUUUUGAUAUAUCAGGUCACCUCGAAUGGUUCAGAGUCUCGGGCCUUCGACGUCUCCUCGUCGUGUCAUCAGCUCGCUUUUGGCGACGAAACGGGCACGCUCAACUUAUUUUCGUCCAAUCCGACCUCAAUGUUCAACCCGUUUUCGAGGGGAACGGAAUUUCCGGACCCUGUGGAACAAUUUACUCCCAUCAGUUUCAACAUGGAGGACGUCAACUCGCCGUGCUUGUCGAGCGUGCCGCUACCUUUUGUGACGCAGACGGGGCUGGGGAAUGAAACUCUGUGUUCGGACUGGCCGACGUACCUGGUUCAACCCGGGUAUCGCAGGCACCCCGCGGUGGACCAGUCUCUUCUCCAGUCGAUGAAAAUGGUGGGACCGAUCGGAUAUGCCCCGAACCCUGGAACGUUUCGGAGGAAUCAGAUGCAGUACAAGUUUGAUGCCAAGAGCAUGAGCGGGGGGACGCUGACCAAUGUGAAGCAGCCGCUCAGCCCCAGUUCCGCCUUUGUGAUGAUGGGUCCUGGGAGUCACCGUUCUUCACCCGCACAUGGAAAACCGUUCUCUCCUCCGGGAACGUCCCCGCAGUCACCCCGCUCGUCACGAGGAGGUCGACCACCCCACUCUCACCAUCAUCAUCAUCACCACCACCACGGUGGUGGAGUCACGUCACGCGGUCAUCACUCCUCAUCGUCCUUAUCUCCAAAUAAGUUUCACAUUCCAAAACGAUACGCGCGGAUUGAGUGGAAAAAGUCAAGCUUCGAACUUCCCGAUAUGGAGCCCUUCAACAAAACCAAGCUCUCAGGGUUGGAAGCCAUCACGGUCAAUUCGUACUGCAACUCGAUGAUCCAAGUCAUUUACCACAUCGACUAUCUGAGAGGAUUUCUGAUGAGCCAUCUCUGCAAACGGGAGGCCUGCCUGAGCUGCGAGUUGGGCUUCUUGUUCUACAUGUUGGACCAGAGUCGAUCCCUUCCUUGUGCAGGGAGCAACUUUCUCCGAUCCUUCAGAGUUGUCCCGGAAGCUACCGCAUUAGGAUUGAUCCGACAAGAAAACCAGGCCAAACAGAGGUCCGCACUGUAUCGGUUAAUCUCUAACUGGAAUAGAUUCAUCCUCCAUCAAAUCGAGACGGAGACGACGGACAAGAACGAACACUCGACAUCGACGGAGAACACGAUCCACGACCUGUUCGCAAUGAAGCAGGAGAACGUCAACAGUUGCGCGAGGUGUGGCAAAGUAUUGAGGAAGGAGUCCGUCGUCCUCCUCUCGAACCUAUUGCACGACGUUUCCGGAAACAUUGACCCCAAUCAAGGCAACUUUGUCCACCUUUUGGAAAAGACGCUUUACCCUGAACAAACCACUCCGGCGUGGUGUGACAUUUGUCGCAAGUAUUCGACCACCUUUCAAUCUCGCGCACCACAAAAUCUUCCCCAUAUCGUCGCCGUAAAUACGUGUUUGGAUGGGUCGAACAAAGACUUUGAAGUUUGGAUGGCCCACAUGGAAUCGAAACUGGGAGAUAAAUCUGUCCGAAUUGGUGGAGCUGCUGCUACCACGGCGGCGUUGAGUCGUCGCGAUAUUUCGAUGGGUUCGCCGUCUGAUCAGUUUUUGGGAGGAUUGUCGCCCUCACCGGGAGCACUUCCAGGGGGAUCGUCGUCUAAUACGUCUUCAGGUCCUGGGCAUUUGAGAUCGUGCCGAUAUGGGAAUGCGUGCACGCGACCGGACUGUAAAUUCUGGCAUGAGGAUAGAAAUCCUUUACAGGGAGGACAUGUAAAACAAACCGAGUUCGACCUAAGUCCUGAGGUGCAAGUGAAAUGGUUACCUUCCAAAAUAAGGAUCAGUAUUGGAGAGAACGGGCGGCUCUCGGUUGUCGAUUUGGACACGUCACCACAAUCCUCUUCUCCAACGGAUGACAUGGACGAUGACGAGUCUCAACUGAGUCCUCCCUUCACAUCCGACUACGAGCUCACCUCGGUCGUCGUGUACGUCAAGGAUCCCGAGGCGGAGGAUAAGCACAAUCUCGUUUCUCUUAUCAGAGUAGCGUCCUCAUAUUUGGAGAGGGCGGGUCAACCCGUUCCUGCUGAGGGAGCGUCGUGGUUCCUCUUCAACGAUUUCUGCGUGAAACAGGUCCCCGCCACAGAAGCGUUGUACUUCUCCCCCAAGUGGAAAUUCCCCUCUGUGGUGUACUAUCAAAAGGUGAGGAUGCCACCGCACUUCCGCUCUUUUCCCAUCGUCCCCACCGUCACGUCCGAAGUGCUGAAGGACCUCUUCCUCCCAAAACCUAAGGCGAAGGAAAUUCCUGGCACGAAGAGCAAAGUGGCCAAGCACCCACCCGUCCCCCUCCCGUACAAGCCCCUCGACCCGGACGAAAUUCCGCAGAGGGGAGAACUCGUCGCUAUCGAUGCCGAGUUCGUCACUCUUGGCCAGGAAGAAACCGAGUUGAGAAGUGACGGGAAAUUGAGCACGGUGAAGCCGCAACAAUUAUCGUUAGCUCGCGUGACCUGUCUCCGGGGUCAGGGUCCGCUCGAAGGCACGCCCUUCCUCGACGACUACAUCUCCACGCAAGAAGUCGUUGUGGACUAUCUGACCAAAUUCUCUGGCAUACAACCAGGCGAUCUGGACAUCAACUACAGCUCGAAACAUCUCAUAACGCUCAAGUCAGUCUACUUAAAGUUGAGGUUUCUCAUCGACUCGGGCGUCAAGUUUGUAGGUCACGGACUCUCGAAUGAUUUCAGAGUUAUCAAUCUCGUCGUUCCGGCGGAUCAAGUAAUUGACACGGUGUCACUAUUUUAUCUUCCGAAUCAGAGGAUGGUGUCGCUGCGAUUCUUAUCGUGGCAUUUUCUUGGUGAAGUGAUCCAAUCUGAGACGCACGAUUCUGCGGAGGACGCACGUGCAGCGUUAUCCCUCUUUCGAAAGUAUGAGGAAUUAAAAGAGUUUGGGAAUUUGGACCAAGCAAUCGAAGAAUUGUACGAAGUUGGGAGCAGAUUACAGUGGAAGGUGAACGGGAGUGAUAAAUAAAUAGAAAAUUAAACCUUCCACCAAUUAAGGAAAUUUUGGACUAUAUAUUUGUAACAAAUAAGUGAUAAUUAACUAGCAAUAUUAGUAAAAUCCACAAUCUGGACGCAAAUUUUAAUCUCUUUUAAUCAAGUGUGAGAGAAGAGGACGCAUUUUUAAUCAAAUUGUCACGACUUUCGCUACAUUUCUACACCGCACCAAUUUAACAAGGAAAUCGAAAUUGUUUAAUUAAUUAAUGAUUUAGUUUAAAGUGUUAUUUUUAGUCGGGAAAGUGUAUGAAUGUGGUGUGUUUGUGUUAUAUCUAUUUUUGUCGCUGCACUAUGAAUUAAUUUACAUGUUGUGAUUUUAAUUAUUGUCGUAAUUAUUUUUUAACAAGAGCGAAUUAUUAUCACUUUGUUCCAAUUUCGCCCACAUUUAUUAUUAUUAUCGCGUAUUAUUAUCAAGUAUUACAAUUUUGUGUUAAUUUCUACUACUCCUCGAGAUUAAGGAACCUCUCAGUAUGAAGAAUGUUGUGAAUUUCUACGAACGCGAAGAACAAGAAACGAAAUGUGAUCCUGUAGCUGUAAUUAAGUAGCUGUAAUUAAGCGAGAAACAAAAAGUAUUUCCAGUUUUACACGAGACUUUAAUAGAGACGAACUAUGAGCAAAUACAAAAAUUAUUGAAUAGUUUAAUUGGUGGUACACGGUACUUAGAAAAAUAAGGAAUUUGUUACAAUUAUGCAUGAGAAAUAAAAUUAAUUAUUUGAAAUAACAUACCCAAAUUAAAGCAUCAAACCUUGUAUCAUAUCACAUAUAUUUUACAGGUUAAAUAAAUUGAUUAUGGAAUGUAAAA